AGGGAGCUGAUCGCGAUUUGCAGUUGCAUGCUGAUGACGUGUACUUCACUCUCCAGAAUUCUUCCGCAGAAGGAGUUCAGGUUCAACAGCGCGACGCGUCCAAGAUUCAUUCAAAAACAGCUUUUGGUUUUGGAUCAAGAUAUGGAGAAUCUGAAAUUGAAAAUAAGCCACCGAGGUCUAAAAAUGAAGAGCUGCUUGAGACCUGGUAUAAUCAGGUUAUUGAGAGACAUAGGGCUAGCAAACCGCUUAGGUUGUCAUCAGCAGACCGAGAAUCAGAGAAACGUACUCCAGAGGAGAUGUCUGAUUAUCUUAAGCUUGCUGUGAAGCAUAAGAAAAGGUGUUUAGCAUUCAAAGAAGAUCAGUAUGUGGGAUGUGGAAACCCCCUCCUAGAAAAUGCAUCACAGAAUCCAUAUUCUGUUUUAGAUGAUAGUAGUUCAAUUGAUCAUGAAGCAUCUUUUUUCCCAGAAACAAUGUUUACGUUGAACUGUGUUCCUGAUAGUGCACUUCCACCUAUGAAUAGAGUGCAAGACGACCAAAAAGUUUUCUCUCAGUUGCUAAGCUGUCAUAUCCGUAAAUUGGGUAGCAGCUUGAAAUGCAGCAUAUUCCUGGAAUGCAGUCGCAGUUGCAGCCACAACACUAGAACCCUAUUCGACUACCCCAACAAAUAUCGAGACAAAUGCAUCCACAGAUGCAACAGAUUCAACAAAUGCAGCAAAUUGCCCAAUCCAAGAAUGUGCCAUUUCAGCAACAGCAGCAGAUAGAAAGAAUGCGAAGACGUCAACCAUAUACUCCUCAUGCUGGUAUGGACAUGGUACAAGAUAGACCAAUGGUCCAGGUCAAGAUUGAAGCUCCAUCAGAGUUACCCAUGGAUAGUAAUGCCUUCAACAAUUUCAAUAACAGACAUACGCAAUUGCAGUUCAGACAGCAGCAAAUUCCUGCAAUGUCGAAUCCUACAAUGCAAAAUGUCCCUGCUCUGUCAGGGAAUAAGUUUGGACAUAUGUCUUCUUCACAAAUUGCACAAAUUCAAUCACAGAACGCCGGUGUUCUUUGGGCUCGACCAAUGAAGGUUGAAGGUUUCCAGGAAUUAAUGGGGGAGAUGCUUCAUCAAAGCAUGAUUCAGACGAAAUUAGGCUGACAUCCCCAAAAUAGCUCCCGUCAUCAAGUAAAUAACUUGCCAAUCUCUGAACAGUCG
Molecule: messenger RNA, 1192 nt
Organism: Rosa chinensis
Lineage: Eukaryota; Viridiplantae; Streptophyta; Magnoliopsida; Rosales; Rosaceae
Exons: 6
Coding region: 297-761 (154 amino acids)
Source: RefSeq, a predicted model, not a curated record